Molecule: messenger RNA, 1133 nt
Organism: Leguminivora glycinivorella
Lineage: Eukaryota; Metazoa; Arthropoda; Insecta; Lepidoptera; Tortricidae
Gene: Obp59a
Exons: 5
Coding region: 16-1023 (335 amino acids)
Molecular function (GO): odorant binding
Source: RefSeq, a predicted model, not a curated record
UGCAGCCGCGUGAAGAUGCGGCUUUUCACAUGUUGCCUCGUCAUACUUUGUGUGUUGAUCGUGCAUUGUUUUGCCCUCAAUUGCCGAUCGGAUGGAGGUCCCAAAGAAGAUGAACUGAAAAGGAUUUACAUGAACUGUGUGAGAAGAAAUGAAGGAAGAAACUCAAGUGACAGCAGAUACUCUGACCAGGACUGGAGAGAAUCGAGGAGGAAAAACCAAAAUCGCUGGGACAUGAGAGACGAACAAUCGAGUAGAGAAGACAGAGUAGGCAGUCGAGUUGAUAGACAUGAUCAUGAUAGAGACGAUCAUGGAGGCUACGAUAGAGGUAGAAACGAUAGAAUGGGGAGCAGAGAUCGUAUGGGAGGUAGGGACAGAAUGGAUAGCGAUGAAAGAGGCAGCAGUAGACAUUAUCAGAGUGAUGGAAGGAAUGAUAGAAUGGGUGGACGGGGUGAUAGGAUGGAUGGUCAAAAUGAUAGGAGUAGUAGAGAUGAUUGGAUGGGACGUGACGAUAGGUAUAGGCGAGACGACAUGAUUAACGGCAGAGAAGAUUUUCAUAGUCAAGAAUAUGGAAACGAUCGUUUUAAUCCGUACCGCUCCACGCAGAAUUCUCAGAGAUACCGGCGCGAGCGUCCUAGCAAGAACUCUGGGUACCGUAGCCAAUACAACCCUAACUCCUCGCGGUCUGGAGACGGGAACGACGAGAGGAACUCCAAUGAGAACAACUCCAGCAAGGAUAGCGAUAAUAAAGGAUGCGUGCUGCAUUGCUUCCUCGAGGAAUUGGAGAUGACUGGAGACAACGGCAUGCCAGAUAGGUACCUCGUAACACACGCGAUAACAAAAGACGUCAGGAAUGAAGAUUUGAAAGAUUUUCUACAAGAAUCUAUCGAUGAGUGCUUUCAAAUACUUUAUAAUGAAAACACAGACGACAAGUGUGAAUUCUCAAAGAAUUUGAUGAUGUGUUUAUCUGAGAAGGGCCGCGCGAACUGCGACGAUUGGAAAGAUGAUUUCAAAAUUAAAUACUGAACACAUGCUAUUGUUAACCGUUUUUGUGUGUCAUACAUACUAAUACUUUUAUUAUUUGAAUGUGAUUUUUAUCCUUGUCAAUUUUACUAUGGGUUUAAUAUACAAUUUAA